AGCAGCAGCAGCAGCAGCAGCAGCGGCGGCGCAGCAGCGCAGAGCAGAGCAGAGCAGCUGCGCACUGACGGUCGCAGGAUGCGCGUCUUUUUCCUCAUCUGGACUCUCGGGCUCCUGCUGAAGGAGGCGCACGCAUGGGGCUUCAAGAACGGAAUAUUUCAUAACUCUAUAUGGCUCGAACAAGCAGCUGGAGUCUAUCACCGGGAAUCGCGCAAAGGGAGAUACCAGCUGACGUAUAAAGAGGCCAAAGCUGUCUGCAAAUACGAGGGAGGGAGCCUGGCCACUUAUGAACAACUGGAGGCAGCUCGUAAAAUAGGUUUCCAUGUGUGUGCAGCUGGGUGGUUUGACAAAGGACGUGUCGGCUACCCCAUCGUCAAAGCUGGCGUAAACUGUGGCUUUGGAAAGGUUGGCAUCGUCGACUACGGAUACAGGCUGAACAAAAGUGAGAGAUGGGAUGUGUACUGCUACAACCCACACUCCAAGGAGUGUGGAGGGGUGCUGACAGAUCAGCAGAGGAUCAUUCAGUCUCCGGGCUUCCCUGAGGAGUACCAGGAUGAACAGAUCUGCUCCUGGCACAUCCGAGUGCGUCUGGGCCAGAGGAUCCGCCUCCACUUCCUGGAGUUUGACGUGGAGGAUGACACAGCAUGUCUGGCAGAUUACCUGGACGUGUAUGACAGCUACGAUGACAUCUCGGGCUUUGCUGGGAGAUUCUGUGGCGAUUAUUUACCUGAUGACAUCAUUAGCACAGGAAACGUGAUGACACUAAAGUUCCUCUCUGAUGCUUCAGUUACAGCCGGAGGCUUCCAGCUACAAUAUACUGCCAUUAAUGCAUCUCUCUUCUCAUAGAAUUAUACCCACCAUCUUCACCCCCCAAUGGUUUCAUGCACUGAUGUAACCCUGUUACUGUAUUUAUGAUGUUACUGGUUAGCUCAUGUACUGUAUUUAAUGUAGAUGAUGAAAUAAAGUCAAUAAACAUUCAGUUUUACAUUGUAGAAGAAAAAUGUAGGCUCACUAGAAAGUCAGUUAAUACCAUUCGAAUGAAAAUUCACCCUCAGUACAGUUGUCAUGAUGUGAUGAACGGGGAAAUUAGCUAUAGAGACCAAAACUGUUUUUUGUACCAGACUGUAAACAUGUUUAUUUCUGCUGUGAAGUUGGAACGUGAGGGGCUAUGGAGACUGACUCACUUCUGGAGCCAGCCUCAAGUGGACGAGAAGAGGAGCUGAAGUUUUUGGUGCAGUUAUAGUAUAAUAUUUUAGAGGUUUUGUUUGUAUACUGUUUAGAAUAUGAAGUAUACAUUUACAUGGUUCGUUGUUGCAUUGUAAUCUACAGUCUACAAUCUAUCAAAGCCACAAGCAUUAACAAUGUGAAUCAACACGUGUGAAGAUGUGGAAUAAAUAAAACUUUAAAAUUCUU
This is a messenger RNA of Larimichthys crocea (large yellow croaker), 1413 nucleotides long. It is a transcript of the gene tnfaip6, whose product is annotated as tumor necrosis factor, alpha-induced protein 6. Lineage: Eukaryota; Metazoa; Chordata; Actinopteri; Sciaenidae. Gene Ontology annotation, biological process: cell adhesion; negative regulation of inflammatory response. Gene Ontology annotation, molecular function: hyaluronic acid binding. The coding region runs from base 79 to 846 and encodes 255 amino acids. The record is from RefSeq and is a predicted model, not a curated record. The transcript has 6 exons.